CGCCACCGAAGGUCACCUCGACAAAAGCUAGGGUCUCGAUGCCGCGGGUGCAUAGGAUGGUCAAGGCUCCAAUGACGGCGGUUCCCUCGCCUGCCUACAAGCCUGUCCGCUCCCGCCCAUUUACGAUCAUCGAGGCCGUACAGACGGGCACAUCUGUCGUGGCUGUGAAUCACCUUCGAACCCUCCCGGUGGCUAAGGCUGCUCCUACAAGUUCUCUUUCUGAGCCGAAGGUUAAGAGGGGACCCUCGCCGCUGUCCCAAUCGUUCUGGACGUCGCCCGACGAGUCGAUUCCCCGCACGCCUGCUGUCCCUGCUGUCCCUUCUGCGAUGAACUGGGAGCCCGUUCCGCCUCCCAUGAUUUGUACCCUCUCCUCUACCACGGCUUCCUCCUCGAGCUCCAUCCCUCCCACGCCAAUCGACGAGGACACAGUCAUGGUCGAUGUGUUCGAUGUGGACUUCAGCGCUAGUGUCGACGUUCUCCCCUUCGCAGAGGACAAGCAUGCGAAGCCCGAGGACUCCACACUUCUUCCCUCGCGCCCUAUGAAGCCCCUGCCAGUUCGUCGUCGCCCUCGUGCGCCUGUUGAGGUGCCAAUGCCUCCGGCCGCUUCUACUGAUGACGAGGCUGGCACCCUGAUCGCAUCGGACUCGGAACUCGAGCGCCAGCUCUGGGCGGACAUGAACGACAUUCUAGGGCAUGAGGAUGAGCCUGCUAGGUUCUGCUUUCCUCCGGAGGGGAUCCCCGCCGUUGCAUUCCUCCCCGCUUCGGUUCCUCCGCCUGUCGUCGCCGUCGUAGGGAGGUCCUUCCCUGCGUUCUCCGCCAAUGACGCCGACUCGGACUCCGAUGAGUCCCUGCUGGAAGCGUUCCAUCCGGCGGCGAAGACAGUCCCGGAGGUCGUCGUCACGCCAGCGACGCCGGCGGUCGUCUCCCGAGCAGACUUCAAGGAGGCAGGGACGCAGCGCUCUGUGGUUGCGCCUGCUCGGUCGAUGGACGAUCUGUGGGAGGAGUUUUUCGGCCCGGAGGUGGACGUGUAGUGAAUGAG
Messenger RNA from Fomitopsis serialis, 1039 nucleotides. RefSeq lists its product as uncharacterized. The coding region runs from base 39 to 1031 and encodes 330 amino acids. The transcript has 3 exons. NCBI's taxonomy places the organism in Eukaryota, Fungi, Basidiomycota, Agaricomycetes, Polyporales, Fomitopsidaceae. The record is from RefSeq and is a predicted model, not a curated record.